This is a messenger RNA of Penicillium taxi, 2142 nucleotides long. It is a transcript of the gene ace2, whose product is annotated as putative C2H2 transcription factor (Swi5). The transcript is spliced from 2 exons. The coding region runs from base 1 to 2142 and encodes 713 amino acids. NCBI's taxonomy places the organism in Eukaryota, Fungi, Ascomycota, Eurotiomycetes, Eurotiales, Aspergillaceae. The record is from RefSeq and is a predicted model, not a curated record.
AUGAUCUCCCCCUCGUCGACACUAUCCCACGGUCACCAUCGCCGUCAAAUUUCAGCACCAUUCGAAGCUGUGCAAACACCAGACAUGAGUCGCAUUCCGCCUUACCGAGCACACCGUCGCGGAGAGACCAUGGACUAUAGCAGCUUUGGUCCACAGGUCCUAUCCGUCGAUCGUCAGAUUGCGCCGAACAAGGUCACGCAGCUUCGAGACUACUUUAACGAAAAAGCAGGUUACCAGCAGCAAACAACCGCUGCGCAGCAGUUUGAACCAUCUUUCUAUCAAGAUCAGCAGGCUUUCAACACAUCUGGACACCCUUUGCAGCCUCAGCAUUAUCAGAGCAAUUACCCAUGGAGCCUGGAUGAGGUACAAGAAAUGUAUCCCGUAUCUGGGAAUCCAGUCAACCUUAAUGCCUCCAUUGCCCCAGCACUGGCGAGAUCUGCCAGUGAGAAUUCGAGUCCCAACGUCACCAUGAAGGGCGCCCUGCGGAAUAUGCGGGAACCCCGUGAUUCAAGACGUUGGCAACCAUUUCCCCACCAAGCUCGUCCUGUGUUUCAAAAAGGACGGGCCAAUGGCUAUGCUCAAUCUAUGGAGCAUUUCUCUGUUCAACCAGAAGUCAUUUCUUCCAAGAUGAAUGCCUACCUUUCUUACACUUCCCCAUUAACCCCUGAUCCUACCCCCAUGAAGCACACUUUUGAUUUUUCUACGUACAAUAAUGACCAUACCCCUACCAAGUCCCAGAGUUUUUCCCUUCCCCGUAUGCCGGCAUGUGAGAUGCAGAGAGCGCAUUCCUUACAAGCAGUGCACGAGUCAAGUCCUUUGCAGCUUCCCCAGCAGAUGCCAUCUCCUGCCAUUUCUUCUAUGGAUUCAUUCGCCGAGCUUGCCGCUAUGCCUUCCCCCGGUUCUUGUGGAGUUUCGCCCCAAAAGUCCAGCGUGCCACCUACUCCGUCUAUGAGAAAUCGUCGCCAGCGCGCCGAAUCUUCUGCUUCGUCAAUUUCACAGCUAUUUGACGAUGUAAAAGGCGAGACUGUCGACGAGUUUGACCUUGAUGCUCGCGUUAAGGCAUCGGUAAAGAACAGCAGCGUUUCCAGUGAUGAGAUUGCGAAGUAUAUCUCUGGCCCCGAUCCCGAAGAUAACAAGUGGGUUUGCCUUUUUGCCGGCUGCAACUGUCGUUUUGGUCGAAAAGAAAAUAUCAAGUCCCACGUUCAGACCCACUUGAAUGAUCGCCAGUAUGUUUGUGAUCGUUGCGGAAAGGACUUUGUUCGCGGCCAUGACCUCAAACGCCACCUCAAGACUCAUUCCGGCAGCAAGCCAUUUGCUUGUGCCUGUGGUGCCAGUUUUGCCCGACAGGAUGCCCUCACUCGUCACCGUCAACGUGAUAUGUGCGUCGGAGGUUUCACCGGCUUUGUCCCAAAGACUACCAAGCGUGGCCGCCCUCCGAAGAAAACCCGCCCAGAUAUGGAAACCCGUCAAACAAAGUCUGCUCGCACUCGCCAGCGUGUAGCCGAAAAGGCCACAUCUGUUUCUCCUGUCAAAAGUGAAAGCUAUGUCCUCCAAGAAGCCCCAGUCUUUGUAUCGCCCAAAUAUACACCGUCUAGCGCUAUGUCAUCCAUCACCCCGCCUGCAUCCCCCGGUGCUGUAAUGGACAAUGCUCAGUCCCCUACUCAAUCUGGAUUUUCUCUCAACUCUCAACAAUUUGAAGAUGAUAUGCUUCCUUUGCCGCUUUCGCCUCCUCAAUUGGCUCACAACCGGUAUGCCCGGGCUAUGGAAGGAUUUAAUGCCAAAGUCUCAGUCGAGUGUCCACAACAGGGUUCAUUCUAUAGCGAAAAUGCCGUUUCCUCCUAUGACGUCUCCUCACCACAUUCCGCGCCGACACUCGCGGGCUCUUCUGUGGGCUCCGAGAUUGAUGUGUUUAUGAGCCAGGAUUCUUCUAAUCAGCUUCAAGAAGAAAUUGACAGCCUUGCUAGUCAGACCUUUUCCACUCUACCGACCAGUUACGCGUCGUAUGUCGAUUCUUCCGAUUUCGGACUGGGCUCGUCAAUAUACCCUGAUGAUGCCAAGGUUUUCUCGCUUCCUUCUUUCGAUAUGGAGUCCUACUCGGACCAGAUCGAUUCUCUCUCGAGCGAGUUUCUUGUUGAUCCCUGA